Molecule: messenger RNA, 1368 nt
Organism: Blepharisma stoltei
Lineage: Eukaryota; Ciliophora; Heterotrichea; Heterotrichida; Blepharismidae
Source: the annotation of a GenBank genome assembly
AUGGCACAGCGACUUUUCAUUUCUCAGAACCCUUUCACCCAGGCUUAUAUUCGUAGUUUCGAUUUCAUAUCUGCAGCACAGCUUGAUUAUACAAUUGACGCUUCCUAUCAGGCUUUUCUGCGACAUUCCAAAACUUCUUUUAAAGAAAGAGGUGAGAAAAUGAAAAGGCUUGGUGACCUUCUCAGAAAAGACCAUGAAAACCUAGCUAGAUUGAUGACGCAAGAAAUGGGUAAGCCUAUUGGUCAAUCAAAAGGAGAAGUCUUAAAAUGUGCAGAUUGCUGUGAUUAUUAUGCCGACAACGCUGAAAAGCUUUUGGCUCCAACUCACUAUGAUAUUCCAGGCAGCAAAGUCUAUGUUAAUUAUGAGCCUCUUGGGCCUUUGUUUAUUAUCAUGCCUUUUAACUUCCCACUCUGGAUGCCAUUAAAGUGCGGGAUACCACAUCUGAUGGCAGGAAAUACAAUAAUUCUUAAGCAUGCAGAAAAUGUUCCUCAGGUUGCACAGGCCCUUGACAAUAUCACUUCAGAUGCAGGAUUUGUGCAUGAGUUCAAAAACGUGUUUAUUAAUAUGGAUCAAGUUCAAAGAACAAUAGCUGAUAAUAGAAUAAGAGGAGUCAGCUUGACUGGGUCUAUAGGAGCUGGACGUAAUGUUGCUGCUAUGGCUGGAAUGGGACUAAAAAAAUGUGUCUUAGAGCUUGGCGGGUCUGAUCCUUUUAUUGUCUUAGGAGAUGCCGAUGUCAAGGCUGCUGCAAAAACAGCUGUGAUGGCCAGACUACAAGGCUGCGGACAAGUUUGCAUUUCAGCAAAACGAUUUAUUGUUGACGCAUCAGUGCACUCUGCUUUUGUAAAACAUCUAAUUGCCGAACUAAAAACGUGGCAAUAUGGAGAUCCCUUAAAUCCAGAAACUAAACUAGGUCCUUUAGCCAGGCCUGAUCUUCUCAAUAACGUUGUCACCCAAGUCGAAAGGUCCAUUAAAAUGGGAGCAAAGUUAGAGCAUGGAGGGAAAAUUUUAAACCCUACACAAUACGAGCCUGCUGUAUUAACUCAUGUUACCCCAAAUAUGCCUGUUAUGCGUGAAGAAACCUUUGGCCCUGUUUUUGCUAUAUCAAAAGUAAAAGAUACAGAAGAAGCAAUAAGGUUGGCGAAUAAUACAGAAUUUGGCCUAGGCGGAAUGAUUUUUACAGCAGAUGCACAAAAGGCUGAAAAUGAGAUCGUCCCAAGAAUUGAUGCAGGAAUGGUGUUUGUAAACGAUGUCUCAAAAAGCAUUAUACAAGUCCCGUUCGGAGGAAUGAAAAAUAGUGGGCUGGGACGUGAGCUAGGGGAAGGUAUCAAAGAAUUCACAGUAUUAAAGACCAUAAGCAUUAAAAAAUAA